CAGCAAGAAGCUUUGGUCACAUUUUUUCAUGCAGAAACACGGAAACAGAAACGUGACAUGUGAAUAAACGGCGAUUAUUUUUAAGUCUAGAAGCUCAUAGACGGUGCAGAAUCUGAGAUGGCAACCAGCGAGCUGUCAGCAUUGGAUGGCUGGUGUACGUCACAGUUACAGAUUGUACUUCUUGGAGGCAGAAACUCAGGGAAGAACUCUGUGGGGAACCUUAUCCUGGGUAAAGAGGAGUUUGUCACCAGAGAGAGGACUUCCUGCUCACGGCGGCUGGGUGUGGUGGCCGGACGGUGGCUCACGGUGGUCGACACUCCCGGCUGGUGGUGCGACUUCAGUGCUCAAGACACAUCUAAGCUGGUGAAGAGAGAGAUCCUCAGCAGCGUCUCUCUGUGCUCACCGGGCCCACAUGUCUUCCUGGUCACGGUCAAGGCCAGCUCGGCCUUCUCGGAGAGGCGUCGACGGGCCGUGGAGGAGCACGUGGCCCUGCUGGGUGAGAAGGUGUGGAGCCACUGCAUCGUGGUGUUCACCUUUGCAGACAGGUUCGAACACUCUGGAGCAGAAAAGUGUUUGGAAAGAGGAGGAAAGGCCCUCCGAUGGCUGAGCGACAAGUGCAGCCAGAGGUGUCACAGUGUUAUCUUGAGUGACGGCGCUGAAGUCAAAGAGCUGCUGGUGAAGAUACAGAAUCUAGUCAUGGAAAACGGAAACAGAGUGUUUGAAAUGCAGGAAAACAUCUUGCAGGCGACUGCAGAGGAGAAGAGGCGGGUGGAGGAGAGGGCUCAGCUCAGGUUUAUCAGGAUGAAACAGCAGAGAUCUCAGAUGAGAGGGAGACUAAGGCCAGUUACUGACAUUCGGAUAGUGUUGCUUGGAGCAAAGGGUUCUGGGAAAACUUCAGCACUGAACACCAUCCUGGGCAGAGAGAGCAUCCAGCAAACCAGCAGAACAGCUCAGUGUGUGGUGGGAAAAGGUGUUGUGUUUGGGAGGCAGGUGACCGUGGUGGACACUCCAGGCUGGUGGAUGAACUACUUCUGCGCCGAGAGUGCCAUCUUCGAUCAGAGGGAGAUGGUGUUGGGUUUGUCUCUGUGCCCUCCUGGACCUCAUGUCUUCUUGCUGGUGAUCCGAGUGGACCGAGCCUUCACUGAAACCUACAGGAGGGCGGCUCAGGAGCAUCUAGAGCUGAUCAGCGAGCACAUCUGGAGCCGCGUCCUCCUGCUGUUCACUUUCGGCGACUGGUUGGGAGAAACAACCACCGAGCAGUACAUAGAAAGUGAAGGAGAACCUUUACGCUGGUUGGUUGAGAGAUGCAACAACAAGUAUCACGUUCUGAACAGUAAAACGAAAGGUGAUGGGUUCCAGGUCAGAGAGCUGAUUGGGAAGCUGGAGGAGAUGACGAUGAGUGGAUGCAGCAGUGGACGGCAUUAUGAAAUAGAGAGGAGAGCGUUGGAACAGCUGGAGGGGAAGAUGAAACAAGAGAAAGACAGAGUCAAAGAAAGGCUGAUGAGAAGGAAGACGCAAAGGCAGAUGGCAAAGUCUCAGCUGGAGAAGCUCAACCCUGUGCCAGAGAUGAGAAUAAUCCUCAUUGGUGGCAGGAAAACAGGCAAAAGCUCCUGUGGAAACACCAUCCUCAACCAAAAGAGCUUUGACACCGACGUCCAAACCACUUCCUGUGCAGAAAAACGAGGCGAAAUUGAAGGCAAGCUGGUGUCAGUGUUGGACACGCCAGGUUGCUUCUCAGUGACCUCUGAUGUCCUGACAGCAUCCUGUGCAAUCCUUCUGGUCAUCAACAUGAGCUCCUCGUUCAAAGACGCCCACAGAGAAGCUCUGGAGGAGCAGCUGGAGGCCGGAGGAGGUCGCCUGUGGAGGAGAACCAUGGUGCUGUUCAGUUACGGGGACUGGCUGGGCGACACGAGCAUCGAGCAGCGAAUCGAGAGCGAAGGCGAGUCGCUGCAGAGACUGGUGGAGAAAUGUGGGAACAGAUAUAAUGUUUUGGAUAAUAAGCACUGGGGAGAUGGAGCUCAGGUGAAGGAGCUGAUGGAGCUGGUGGAGGAGAUGCUGGUUGCAGAAAGGAUGGAUGCUCUCCAGGGAGGUGACCACAUGUACAAAAGCGUUUCUUCAGCACAAAAUGCAAUGACUCUAAGUAAGAAGGAUAUAAAGGAGCUCAUAAAGAGAAGACAUCAGCUGCUCAGUGCCUUGCCUGAAUCAGCCACUUCUACACCAAACUGCACCGCUGCUGCUGCUCAAACUGUGGCUUUACCAGCCCACAGAGCCAGACGACUGACUGGAUUCACCAUCGUGGACAUGUCCUACAUCACCUCAGUGCUCUCUGGUGCAGAAGGACUGAGGUGGCCGACGGGGAAUCUACCUGUCCGGCUCUCUGCUCCUCACCUGAAACUGAACAACUUCAUGCAUCCCAGAAAUCAAACGAUGCUUCUGGUUUCAUCUCAAAAUCACCACAGUACCCUCGCAGAGGAAGAUACCAUCAGUGUACACAGCCUCUGCCAUCCUGUGCUGAAAGAUCGGACUCUCAGGAGGCUUUCUGAGUCCGGAGGCCUGCAGAUGCUCAUCGAUCAGUGGGGCAGCAGCAGCCUGGAGGAGCUGGAGGCCUUCAUCGACUCCUACUUUGAGUUGGUGUGGGAGGAGACCAUGGGGUCGUGUCAGGAUGCCGAACCCGACUGUGAGACUGCAGAGCUGGACGCCGUCAUCAGGGAAGUUGCAGAAGAGGAGAAGGAAAAGGAGGUUCUCUCUUCCAUUGAUAGGAAACUUUCAAAGCUGGAGAUCCUCGAGGAGAUCCGGAGUGAUCUGGUGGAGCUGAAACAGAGUCUGGAGAGCAGCUGGAGAGCCAUUCAGGAGCUUGGAGACAAAAACAAACCAGACCAAGAUGACACAUGUUGAUAAAGAGGAGUCAGUGAUCAAAACUUCAGGCAGAAAGAGAGAAUUAAUCAUUUUUUCACAGCCAUAAUAAUAAAUGGAUGUAAAGAAGAAGAAAAAAGAAAUGGGGCUGCAGUUAAACCAUUUCUCCACAAGAGGGAGCUGUUGUAUAAGAGUAGGUUUUCUAUCGUAUGCUUCUGCUGAUUCCUCCAACUUCUGUUUUUUUCUGAAAAUAUCAGAACUUUUGAAAUAGAUGAAGUAUUAAGGAUGAUUUUGCAACUAAAGCUACAUUUUCUCCAAUAAAACGGUGCUGUAUAUAAACAUUUUUGCACACUGAAUAUGAAAAA
Messenger RNA from Amphiprion ocellaris (clown anemonefish), 3218 nucleotides. RefSeq names its product GTPase IMAP family member 8. The record is from RefSeq and is a predicted model, not a curated record. NCBI's taxonomy places the organism in Eukaryota, Metazoa, Chordata, Actinopteri, Pomacentridae. Gene Ontology annotation, molecular function: GTP binding. The transcript has 5 exons. Bases 118 to 2895 code for a protein of 925 amino acids.